AUGGAGAGAGCGUGGAAGCCAAAUGUUGAGAUGUCACCGAACUGUCCACGCUGUGGAUCUUCCAACACCAAGUUUUGCUACUACAACAAUUACAGCCUCACUCAGCCCAGGUACUUCUGCAAAGGUUGCCGGAGGUACUGGACCAAGGGCGGCUCUCUCCGGAACGUCCCCGUCGGCGGCGGCUGCCGGAAAAACAGGCGGGGCAAGUCCAUACGGAUGUCCUCCGGUGCUACUACUUCAUCGGCUUACCUUGCUGCCGCCAGCAACCCUUUUGGGAGUGGAUUGUCCAUAGGUACUAUGUUGAAAGACGGCAAUAGUUCCUUGGCUGAUCUGACUAGCUCGUCUAAUGGCGGGUCGCAUAUCGAUCUCGCGCUCGUCUAUGCGAAUUACUUGAGUCAGAAGCCUGAACCGGCACAUGAAGAGUUGGCCGGGGGUGAAUCUGAUCACCACGACAGCCAGCCUCUGGCAAACGUACGGCAAGUUCAUGACUUGGACAAUAUCGAAUUGAUGCAUGGAAAUGAGCAUCUUGGAUGCGAGUUCAUUUCUGAGCUUUUUGCUGAGACUCACUUAAGCAAUGGAAAUAACCAGAUGUUCCAUCAUCCUCAUCAUCAUGGAGGUGACUCCAACAAUCUUAACGGGAUCAGUGAUCGGAUUCAACCGUGCGAUGGUGGUGAUGCGAGCUACUUUGGUGGGUUGCCACCUUUGCCAAGCGAAGGGGGUGGCACGUGGUUGAAUGACCCUCACCUUUUAAUGGUGAAUCAUGGGUUUGAGGGCACAGAGCUUAUGCCAGUUCUUGGACCAGAGGCUAAUCCAGAUCUAUUAAUCGGCAACUGGAGGGAAUUUGAUGUGUCUGUACAGGAUGCAACUUUCUCCAAGAAAUGA
Molecule: messenger RNA, 882 nt
Organism: Syzygium oleosum
Lineage: Eukaryota; Viridiplantae; Streptophyta; Magnoliopsida; Myrtales; Myrtaceae
Product: dof zinc finger protein DOF3.5-like
Exons: 1
Coding region: 1-882 (293 amino acids)
Biological process (GO): regulation of DNA-templated transcription
Molecular function (GO): DNA-binding transcription factor activity; DNA binding
Source: RefSeq, a predicted model, not a curated record